Molecule: messenger RNA, 1833 nt
Organism: Armigeres subalbatus
Lineage: Eukaryota; Metazoa; Arthropoda; Insecta; Diptera; Culicidae
Exons: 3
Coding region: 1-1833 (610 amino acids)
Source: RefSeq, a predicted model, not a curated record
AUGAACGUCGACAAACUGACGCUGUGCAAUGCCACCGUUGGCAGCGAUUCGGUCAUGCAACGAGUCUAUCAGGUCGCAACGAUUCCAGAUGACACCCGAAGAUUGAUCGCUUUGCGUAACAAACGUCGACGACAGUGGUACAGGAGAAGAGAUCCCAUCUAUCAGGACAUAACGGCACUGAACCGCAGGAUUCGCGAGGAGUGCGAUCAAGCCAACUUUAAAAAGUUCAAAGAAACCCUUAGCACACUGAACGACAACCGCGACACCCUCUGGCGGAUCACUAAGGCGCUGCGGAAAACCUCUAAAUACAGUCCCCCCUUGCGACAAGGUGACAACAUCAUAGCCUCUCCCACAGAGAAAGCGCAGCUACUAGUCACGAGCUUCGCAAAGGCUGAAACUGCUACCGUGGUGAACGAGUCCAUCGCAUUCAUCGACCACACACAGCUGACUGAUGCUCACUCUUGGCUAAUUCGUCCGAAGGAAGUUGCUCGUAUCAUACGAAGGCUUAAAUCCAAAAAGUCUUCAGGCCAAGAUAACAUCCGUAACUGUGUGCUCAAAAAACUGCCCCGAAAAGCGCACAUCUUUCUCGCCAAAAUCUUCUCCGCUUGCAUUAGACUUGGAUACUUUCCGAACAGCUGGAAACACGCUGUAGUAGUUGCCAUUCCCAAGCCCAAUACGGACUCUACGAACGCGUUCAACUACAGGCCAAUAAGUCUGCUGCCCACUUUCAGCAAACUGCUCGAACGAGUGAUUCUAAUACGCAUCGAGCAACACCUGGAAAACACCCACAUUAUUCCUGACGAUCAGUCGCUGGAAUCAACCGUCAGCAAGACGCCCAGCCGCAACGCAAAAUCGCUACUCAACAGCACCGACGUCACGAUUCCGAAGGAUGUCGAGCUGCUACUAAGUAUGGGAAGAAAAUUUGCGCUCCCAUACACGAACAUGAACGAACUUCCUAUUUAUCACCUGAUAGCUGAUGUGGAGAGCAUCAUUCAAACAAACAGGGUGGAGGAAAUCCAGGAGCGCAACAGGUGUGCGGUUGCGAACCAAAUACAGAAUUUUCUCCACGCAGAAAGAGGAAAGGAGAAACACGAUCCGACAACCAAUUUCUAUCGGACCACAACGAAAGCAACCAGAGAAUUCCUGACACAACAUCCGGAAUUAGUCAUCAUCGAAGCCGAUAAGGGAAAUAAGACGGUCGUGAUGAAACGAGAGGACUACGAUAGGAAAUUGCAACACAUGAUCGACGACGAAGACACAUACCGGAAGUUAAAUCGAGAUCCAACAUCAACAUACCAGAAACGCAACAACGAAUUCGCUAAACGGCUAGCGGAAUUGAAACUCGUCGACCGUGCCACGGAAAUGCGGUUAAAAACGUACAAAGCUACUUCCCCACGAAUAUACGGUGCCCCAAAAGCACACAAAGAGGGCCUACCACUUAGACCAGUGGUACCGUGUAUGACGUCACCGUCGUACACACUGUCGCAAUUUGUGGGGAAGAUCAUUCAAAAAUCUAUCGUCGGCAGGUACAACGUAACUGAUUCGUUCAGCUUCUGCCAACUAAUAAACAACGUGCAGCUUCCUCCUGACUACGUCCUAAUAUCCUUGGACGUAGUGUCACUGUUCACAUGCAUUCCCAAGGGCUUAGUGAUACGUGACGUCAUCGACAACUGGGACAACAUAAAGAAAAACACCGACAUCAAUUUGGACUUAUUCCUUGAGAUUACCGAGUUCUGCAUAGACUGUAGUUACUUCCGAUUCAAAGGGAAAUAUUUCCAACAGGUGUGUGGAACAGCGAUGGGUAAUCCACUCUCCCCACCAUUGCGGACCUAG